AUGUGUAUCGCCCACUACCUCCACUACCACCAUGUGCCCCCUUGUUACCGCCCAACUGGCCUGAACUACUACUACUCGUAUUGCGCUGCUGCUUACUACGAUCCCGUCACCAGCCGGCCCCUCGCACCAUGUGGCAGCGUCUCGACCAGCUCUCCCCGGGGAGACCCCAGCGACCCAUGUACUAUGAGCCAGUGUCUAAUUGAUCCAGACUGUCGCUCUGGAGCAUGUCGUCUCGCUGAUCUUAACGGGCAGUGGAAGUGCUGCAUGUGUGGAAGACGGGAGAACUUUGGUUACCAGUGCUACAAUGCUCGAUCUGCAGAUGUAAGGAUGUACUGCACGCACCAGGUUUGCGAGAACUGCACAGCCGACGAAACUUGA
Fusarium proliferatum ET1 is the source of this 378-nucleotide messenger RNA. RefSeq lists its product as uncharacterized. The coding region runs from base 1 to 378 and encodes 125 amino acids. Lineage: Eukaryota; Fungi; Ascomycota; Sordariomycetes; Hypocreales; Nectriaceae. The record is from RefSeq and is a predicted model, not a curated record. The transcript has a single exon.